Molecule: messenger RNA, 2352 nt
Organism: Cucurbita maxima (winter squash)
Lineage: Eukaryota; Viridiplantae; Streptophyta; Magnoliopsida; Cucurbitales; Cucurbitaceae
Exons: 8
Coding region: 475-1905 (476 amino acids)
Molecular function (GO): phosphoprotein phosphatase activity
Source: RefSeq, a predicted model, not a curated record
GGAUUUUCUUCUCGCUCUUUUACUCCUUCUCCGAUUGAUUGUCCUCUCUGCUUCACUUCAAUUUCGUAAUUAUGUUCGGUGAAUUUCCUCUGUUUAUUCUCUGUUUCUCUCUCUCUGUAAUGGUUGAAGGAGUAUGAAUUCAACUUAUCUGGACCUCUCUAGGGCUUGAUUUCACACGGCUUAGUUUCAAGCUCGUUUUUGAGUUCUUUUCCUCUUACCCACUAAGACUCUUCCCCGAGCUUGCUUUGGUUGACUUUAAUUGCUGAGAGGUUCACUUCGAGAUUUUUCUGUUUCUUUCCCGCCUUCAUUUCAUUCUUCAAUUUUACCGAUACUGCGUCCCGGAAUCUGCGCGGGUUUACGGUUAUUCGAGCUUGGAAGAUUUUGACUAAUCGAACACGUUUUUACUGCUGGUGUGUUUUCCACUGAUGUUCUUGAAUCAACGUAGUGGUACAUAUCAUCAAAAGUGCAGGACAAAUGCCAUCAAUAAAAAUGAAGGCCAAGUUAAGCUCGAGCUGCUUAAGAGAAAAACAUGGUCUUCGUGUUUGUCAGAAAUCUAGUGUCAUCUCUAAAAAAGCUUGUUUUCUCCCGAGGGUUUCCGAAGAGACAGAUGAAUUUAAUGGCUGUAUUACACAAUGUCUGGAGGUUUCUCUAAACACAGAAUCUAUUAAUAGCAAUAUAAAUCAGGAAGCCAUUGAUCACCAAGAAUUCAUUGAUGAAGAAACUUCUGAGUUGAAGAGGCACGGAGAAGCUUUUGAGUUGAAGAGGGAAGAACCUUUUUCAGUCAAUGCUGCAGAUAUGAAUGGAAUGGAUUGCACCUUAACCUACUCUUCCGAAAUAGAGACAAUUUUUUCUCCUAUUAUUGAACACGAUGCAGGGAGAAAACUUGAUCCUGAUAUACCAGGAACGGAAACUGAUGAAGGGAAAAAUAUCAGAAGCUCACAUGACAAUCAGACAUGUGAUGUAUCAGAUUUUUUUAUUUCUGACAUGAUAGUUGCAAACUUACCCUUAAGUGGUAAUGAUGACCUCUGCAACAUCAAUUAUUUUCAUGACUACAAAUAUACUCAGUCAACUAUAUUGUCUGAUGUUGCUGAUCAGUAUAUGAUGCUUCCUUUCCUUGAGGACACCGUGAAAGUCAGCAAUUCAGAUGAUGCUGACUGUUCUGAUGAAUUAACCAUUGGUUUUGGUAAUUCUGGUUUGCACCGAGUAAUUGAUCAAAGAAAUAAUUUCAGUCUUGAAUUCUAUGUUAGCACAGACUCAGAUCAGACAGAGUGUUUUGAUCCCCAGUUGUUCAUAAAAAAUUUACCAGAACUUUCAGAAGUGAUAUCAAACUUUCAGCCCAGUAUAUUGCCCAAUGAAGAUCAGAAAAGAAAGGCCGUGACCCUUGUACUUGAUUUGGAUGAAACCCUAGUUCACUCUACUUUGGAACCGCAGGAUGAUGCAGACUUCUGCUUUACUGUUUGCUUAAACAUGAAAGAGCACAUUGUAUAUGUUAAGCAGAGGCCAUAUCUUCAAAUAUUUCUGGAUCGUGUUGCAGAGAUGUUUGAAGUUGUUAUCUUUACAGCCAGUCAAAGUAUUUAUGCAGAACAAGUCCUCAACAAACUGGACCCGGAUAAUUGUAUUAUCUCACGUCGACUUUAUCGUGAAUCAUGCAUUUUUUUAGAAGGAUGUUACACCAAGGAUUUGACAGUUUUAGGCAUCGAUCUAGCAAAAGUUGUCAUUGUAGAUAAUUAUCCACAGGUUUUCCGAUUACAAGUGAACAACGGUAUUCCCAUUAAGAGUUGGAUUGACGAUCCUUUGGAUUCUGCUUUAAUUUCAUUGCUUCCAUUUUUGGAGACCCUGGCUGAUGCUGAUGAUGUCCGCCCUAUUAUUGUCCAGAGAUUUGGUCUUUUGAAGGGUCAGUUCUAAAUUUCUCCUACCAGGAAAAUUUUAGGUACGCUUAUAAUUCUUUUCCUUUCUCUAAGAUCUAAGAGCCUAUUUGAAAUGACUUUCUAAGUGCUUAAAAAUAUUUUUUUCUCAUAAAAACUCUUCUUAGAAUUCUAAAUAGGUAAUAAUUGUUAGGUUCUGAUUUCUAUUUCGCCAUGAUUGGUUGCCUCAUGCUCAAGCAACAUCCUUGUAUGAUGAGUAAUUAGCAGAACGGCUCUCUCUGUAAUAUUCUCUUCCUCUUGGGACUUACAAACUCUCCUACUUCUUGAAUGUGACAGAUUAUGUAAUUUUAUUGCUUUUAUACUUCCUGAUCUGUACAUAAUGCUUCCUCAUGUUUUCCGCUGCUGAAGAACAGUGUUGAUGAAAGAUGUAAUUUGCCACAAACCUUAUCUGAUCACGUUAGUGAGCCUGUCUACAUCUUUUAUCAAA